Funneliformis caledonium is the source of this 700-nucleotide messenger RNA. NCBI's taxonomy places the organism in Eukaryota, Fungi, Glomeromycota, Glomeromycetes, Glomerales, Glomeraceae. The record is from the annotation of a GenBank genome assembly.
UCUAUGUGAAAGGCUUGAAUUUGAUAGUAUAUCUGAUGAUACUCUAUUCACAUAUUUUACAUUUUUUAACAAAUUUUGCAUGAAUUUUAUUGUGAGGAUAAUUUCAAAAGAAGGUUCGCUUCCUGCUGCAAAUUCUGAUUGGAUACUUAAUGUCUUGACAAAAUUAAAGAUAUCAGUUUCAUUCUUUAACUUAUUCAAAUUAGAACAAAUUAUUCAAAUGCAAUAUCAAAAGUCCUUUCAACUUUUAAUUGAGAACAAUAAAAUCUUAAAUUUUCAGUCAAUCAAAGACACAUUGAAUGAUAAAGUAAACUCCAUGAUAAAAUAUUGGAGUAAACAUUUUAAUCAACAAUCUGUUCAACAAAUUAUGAACAUAUUUUUAAACGAAGAUGAAUAUAAUGAUUAUAAUAAUUUUCAUGUAAUAGCUCAUAAAAUCAUUGAUGAGUAUAGUAAGAAUUAUAAGGAAACUGAAAAAUUUAACCAUGGAUCUGAGAAAAUUAAUAAAAAUCAUGGAUCAGAGGAAAUUAUUAAAUAUCUUGGAUCCGAGGAAAUUAAUGAAAACUAUAGAUCAGAGAAAAUUAAUGAAAAAAAUUUUGGGGUCGAAUAUAUAAAUGAAAACCAUGGAUCUGAGUUAGUUAAUGAAAAAAAUCUUGGCAUCGAGAAAAUUAAUGAAAAUCAUGAAUCCGAGAGUAUCAAGGAAUAG